GGCAAGAAAUUCAGUAGAUGGUGUGGAAGAAGAAAUGGUGGGGAAUGCAUCAGAAUUUCUUAUGGGAAUUAGCAAUGUUAAGAUCCUUUACUUAUCAUCUCACACUCUUGAGGGACUUCAUUACAGAGAUACAAAUCAAUGUUGGGACGAGAGAUACCGCUUCAAAGACACAAUGAAAUGUUUUGAGGAUGCAGACAGGUGUGUGUGCAAACCUUGGGAAGGGACUCCUAUCUGUCUAUCAUCAAGUCCGGUGAAGAAUAUAGAGAUGCUUGAAAAAGUAGCCUCACCCAAAUGCAAGAUUCAAGUAAUCUCUGAUAACAUCAGCUUCUCAUCUACUGUGCACUCUUCCUCGUCGGCAAUUCCUUUGUUUUUGCGUUUAGCUGCUGAAAAUCCUCUGAUUGAAUUUGAAGUAGUGACGCAAGCUCACAUCAUGGUUCAGCGUGGUGUAGUAGAGUUUGAUCUGUACAUCACUUCGGAAUACGAAUAUCCGCUGCCUCCAGAGGUCUUGAUGACCAAGACAUUGGUUAGGCUGAAAUUAGCAGGAACAGAUGAGUUCACCGUUGAUGUUGGUGAGGUUUUUCUACCAAAGCUUAAGACUUUGCAUUUGACUGCUAUUUCGUUCGGUGAUGAGGGUGGUCCUCCAUUUGCCAAGCUGAUUUCUGCUUGUCACGCCCUUGAGGAGCUAGUUAUGAUUAAAAUGAUGUGGGAUUACUGGGAAUUUUGCUCUGUGUCCAACCCAUUCCUCAAGAGAGUAACAAUUGAUUGUGAGAACAUUGAUGAGAAUCCAAAGAGUGUCUUUGAUGCAAGAGAUUUAGUAAACAGCCAUCAUGGUUAUAAAAGAUGUAAGGGCGCAAAUGCAGCAGAUUUUAUGAUGGGAAUAUGCAAUGUUAAAACCAUGUACUUAUCGUCCGAGGCUCUUGAGGAUUACAGCUUCAAGGACACAAACGAAUGUUAUGGCGAUCAAGGUGACACAUGUCAGUGCAAACCUUGGUACGGGACUCCUGUUUGGCUAUCAUCAAGCCCAGUGAAGAUACUAAAGCGUCUUCUCCACAAGUAUAACAAGGCAUGUGGAAACGUGUGCUGUUGUAAACGUCCGAAGCAUCCUUCUUGCCUUUCAUCUUCUCCGGUGAAGGUUCUUAAGAUAUUUCUGUUUGAAGACAACGAUGAAGAAGACGGGUCAGAAAUGCGGCAGAUCAAGUAUUUCUUGGAGAAAAUGCCGCGUCUUGAAGAGUUGAUAGUAUACUACAAUACAUCAUAUGACCCUGCUGUGUUAGAAUUAUCCAAGAAGCUUCAGAAGAUUCCUAAGAUAGCUUCACCAAAGUGCAAGAUCCAGGUAAUCUCUGAGAAUCUUAGUUUGUCAUCUACUGUGCCUUCUUUCUUGACAACGAAUUGGUCUGCUCUUCCUCCUGAAGAAGAAUAUCCCUGGGUUGAGUCUCCUCCUCCUCCCGUGUAUGACUUUGCUCCUUCUCCAGAUGAAGAAGAUUACUGGUUCUGAACUCAAAGCAAUUAAAGAUUUCCUCUGUUUCUGUCGUUUGUACUUUUGCACUCUGGAUUUUGUCCUUUUUGAAAAUGUCAAAACUUUCUGUGGUGUUAAAACUUAAAACUGUUGUUCCAGGCAUGGACGUGGCUUGGAGAACCUUAUUAUAGUGUGAACGCAGAUAUCUUCGAUUUUUCUACUGGUCCUUGACAAGAAUCAUACGACUUGGUUAAUGUAUGAGAUAAAUAAUUGAAUAACAA
Arabidopsis arenosa is the source of this 1737-nucleotide messenger RNA. The record is from the annotation of a GenBank genome assembly. Lineage: Eukaryota; Viridiplantae; Streptophyta; Magnoliopsida; Brassicales; Brassicaceae.